CUUAAACAGAAUGGAUGGGAAGCCUAUAAAAACCCAGUUAAUGUAAUGGACUGACACACUUUCUUUCUAAUCCCUCUGAACUGAACGUCCUGCUGCGCGCUGAAAGAUUGAAGGCAGCAAAACUUACACCUACCCCACACAGGCGUCUUCACCUUCAGAGGGGUCGCCACAAAGAGACAGCCAAGAUGUCUGAGAAAAAGAUGACUUCCAGCCGUAGGCACCAUCUGAAGAGCUUGUUGCUCCAGAUCGCUCAUGGGCUUCUGGAGGAGGAAGCAGCAGCGGCAGAGGAAGAAAAACAAAGGUACAUGGAGGAGAACUGCCCUGGUCUCUCACUGCCUGGAAGCAUGCAAGAGCUACAGGAACUGUGUAGGAAGAUGCACCAGCAGAUUGACAUGGUUGAUGAACAAAGAUACGACAUGGAGACCAAAGUGGCCAAGUCAGACAAGGAGAUUGAGGAUCUGAAGAUUAAGGUUCAAGACCUAAAGGGUAAAUUCAAGAAACCGGUUCUGAAGAAAGUGCGCAUGUCUGCUGAUGCCAUGCUGCAGGCCCUGCUGGGCUCCAAACACAAAGUGUCCCUGGACCUGAGAGCUAACCUCAAACAAGUCAAGAAGGAGGUCAAGGAGGAGGAGAAGGAGGCUGUGGGAGACUGGCGUAAGAACAUCGAGGAUAAGGCUGGUAUGGACGGCAGGAAGAAGAUGUUUGAGUCUGAGGCCUAAAACUGCGGCUCUUCAAUAAUUUAUAUUUGGUUGUUUUAAUUCUUGUGGUAUUAUUGGUGAUAAUUGGUAAUAGGUAAAAGUGGUAUUAUCUGUAGUAAUGAAGUUAAAGUUGGUAAAAGCAAUGUGCUGUAAAAAGAAAGUUUUCAAGUAUGUGAUGUUUGGGCUUUAAUUUGUUAAAAAUAUCCACUUUUGGUCUUUGAAAUUCAGUAAUACAGUAAAACUUGUUUAAAUGCUCAAAAUUGUAUUGAGGUGAGUUUCCUGGAACAAAAUAAACUACAAAUCAAAGAAUCAAA
This is a messenger RNA of Danio aesculapii, 1009 nucleotides long. It is a transcript of the gene tnni2b.1, whose product is annotated as troponin I type 2b (skeletal, fast), tandem duplicate 1. The transcript is spliced from 7 exons. Lineage: Eukaryota; Metazoa; Chordata; Actinopteri; Cypriniformes; Danionidae. Bases 186 to 716 code for a protein of 176 amino acids. Gene Ontology annotation, biological process: muscle contraction. The record is from RefSeq and is a predicted model, not a curated record. Gene Ontology annotation, cellular component: troponin complex.